AUGACCAAAAUGAUCACUAUCAACACCUUAGCUGUCGUAGCUAUGAUUGCUGUGAACAAGGCCAAUGCGUCUUACGUACGCAGACUUACUGACGACGACAGUGAAUCUUUGGACUUCGACUCCUCCGGCGACGACAGUGCAUCGUUCUUGGAAGAACUCUUUACCAGUGAAGCGGGAGACACCGUCUCGAAGUUCGGUCAAUGCGGAGGCAUCGGCUACGUUGGCAACUCGCAGUGUGCUCAAGGCUAUGUCUGCGUGUUAUCGAACCCGUGGUAUGCGCAGUGCCUGCCCAAAGGCUCGCAGACUUCAGUCCAGACCAAGAAACACAGGCACCGCUCCAAACUGCACACCGCAGAUGCUGAUCUCUUGGUAGAUGACCUUACCGCUGACGUUGAAGUUAUUCCAGCCUGGGAGCAAUGCGGAGGCAAGGGAGUCGACUUUGACUUCACCAAGGACGACUUGGACGACAACGAGACGCCCAAGAAACCUUGCGAAGAAGGCUAUUCCUGUGAAAUCAUUAACGAGUGGUACUAUCAGUGCAAACCACUCGAUAAUCCCAGCGGUGUUCAUCUCUGGGACCAGUGUGGCGGCGAAGACUACACAGGUCCGGAGGAAUGCACUGCUGGAUCUGUGUGCAAGUUCUUCAACUCCUGGUACUCUCAGUGUGUCCCCAAGGAACAAGAGUUCUCUGACUUGUCCAGCAUCGCUCGUAUCUUUUGCGAAACUUCUCUGCUCCUUGACGAGGACAAAACGUUCGAGUAUCGAUGGGCUGCCAUCGCUGAAAAAUGUGUUGCCACGGAUCUGGCAGAUAUCCCGUCGUCGUACAUCGCUCCGGGCGGCAAUUUCUGGGUCGCAACUAUCGAUUCAGCCUCCAACCAUAGCGACGAUGAGGUUGUUGGCAUGGUAGCUCUACAGCGAGUGUCAGAAACAGAGGGAGAAGUGAAGCGCGUGUCAGUGGAUACCAAUCACCACCGAAAGGGAAUCGGUCGAAAGCUCAUGAAUCAGGUGGAGAGCUGGGCUGUUGCCAAUGCUAUCAAGACGCUGAGUCUGUCUACAGGAGUCAAGAGCAAGAAAUCUAUAGCUUUCUACGUCUCACUUGGCUACGAGUUGCAGCCCUGCAGUGCUUACCCCACGUUGUUCAAGGACCCUCCCUACUUCGAGCUGUGCACGCUGAUCAAGAAAUUCUGA
This is a messenger RNA of Phytophthora nicotianae INRA-310, 1188 nucleotides long. RefSeq lists its product as hypothetical. NCBI's taxonomy places the organism in Eukaryota, Oomycota, Peronosporomycetes, Peronosporales, Peronosporaceae. Gene Ontology annotation, cellular component: extracellular region. Gene Ontology annotation, molecular function: N-acetyltransferase activity; cellulose binding. Gene Ontology annotation, biological process: carbohydrate metabolic process. The record is from RefSeq and is a predicted model, not a curated record. Bases 1 to 1188 code for a protein of 395 amino acids. The transcript has 2 exons.